Trichosporon asahii var. asahii CBS 2479 is the source of this 1614-nucleotide messenger RNA. RefSeq names its product RAN protein binding protein. The record is from RefSeq and is a predicted model, not a curated record. NCBI's taxonomy places the organism in Eukaryota, Fungi, Basidiomycota, Tremellomycetes, Trichosporonales, Trichosporonaceae. Gene Ontology annotation, biological process: protein deubiquitination; ribophagy. The coding region runs from base 1 to 1614 and encodes 537 amino acids. Gene Ontology annotation, cellular component: ribonucleoprotein complex; cytosol; Ubp3-Bre5 deubiquitination complex. The transcript has 3 exons. Gene Ontology annotation, molecular function: mRNA binding.
AUGUCUGCUCCUAACCCCGCUCAGAACGGCCAGCCCGCUCCUGCCUCCACCGAGCAGCCCACCCAGUCGGCUGCUGCUUCGACCUCGAGCCAGGAUGCCAGCAAGAUCUCGCCCAGCGACGUCGGAUGGCAGUUUGUUCCCCAGUACUACAACUUUGUGAACAAGCAGCCCCACCGCCUCCACUGCUUCUACAACAAGCGGUCAACCUUCAUCCACGGCGAGGAGGGUGACGAUGCUACCCCCGCUCUCGGUCAGCAGGAGAUCCACGACCGUAUCACCAAGAUCGGCUACGACCAGUGCAAGGUCUUCAUCAACUCGAUCGACUCACAAUCCUCGGCCGGCGGUGGUAUCAUCAUUCAGGUUCUCGGUGAGAUGUCCAACGCCAACAAGCCUUGGCGCAAGUUCGUCCAGACGUUCUUCCUGGCCGAGCAGCCCAACGGCUACUACGUCCUCAACGACAUCUUCCGCUACCUUAAGGAGGAGACCGACGAGGACGAUGAGGACGACGAGGUUCCUGAGGUCUCUGAGGCUCCGGUCGUUAGCAGCGCCCCUGCCACUCAGGCCGAGGUCGAGCACGCCCAGGCCGCUCCCCCCGCUCCCGUUGCUGCCACCGCCGAGGCCCCUGAGCCCAAGGUUCCCGCUGAGGAGCAGAAGCCCGAGUCCCCCGCUCCGGAGAAGAAGGAGGAGCCCAAGGAGGCUGAGCCCGAGGCUGCCGCCCCUGCCGCCGAGGAGGAGAAGCCCGCCGCCCCCGCCCGCAAGUCCGAGGAGACCCCCGCUCCUGCCGCCAAGGCUGCUUCUCCCGCCCCUCCUGCGUCUGAGAAGGCUGCUUCUGCUACUCCCAACGGCACCUCUGGCGCUGCUACCCCCGCUGCCCAGCCUGCUCAGCCUGCUCAGCCCGCCCAGCCCGCUCAGCCCGCCCAGCCCGCUCAGCCCGCCGCCCCCGCCAAGCCCAAGUCGUGGGCUGCUCUUGCUGGCGGUGGCAAGUCGUGGGCCAGUUCUGUCGCUGCUGCCCCCGCUGCUGCUGCUCCCGCCGCCCCGGCUCCUACCCCUGCCGCCGCCCCCGCUGCCAAGAAGGAGGCCGCGCCGGCGCCGGCUGCGUCCGGUGCCGCCGCUCCCGCUUCGGGCAGCGGCCGUCACCCGUACUACGAGAACGCCAUGAAGGUCAACACCCCCCACUGCUUUGUCAAGCUUCCCAACUGGUCUGCCAACGACUCCACCACCGGCGGUGAGACCAUUGACGAGCCUACUCUCCGCAACAUUGCUUCACGCUUCGGUGACGUCGUCAAGGUUGAGAUCGUGAAGGGCAAGGCCUGCGCCUUCGUCGAGUUCAAGAACGUCGACUCAGCCCGCAAGGCCAUCAUUGCUUCGCUCGGAACUCACUACGGCGGUGAGGGUGGUGUCCCGACGGCCAACGGCGAGGGCAAGCUCAACUUCGAGACCCGCAAGGAGAAGGACGAGCGUGGACCCAAGGGCCGCAGCCGUGGUGGUGCCACCGAGCAGCAGCCCCGCACUGGCGGCCAGCGUACUGCCACCGGCGGUGCUGAGCGUGGCCAGGGCAACCGCGGCAACCGUGGUGGACGUGGCGGACGCCAGGGCAACGCCGGCCAGAAGUAA